CCCUUUCGCGGUUGCUUUGCCGCUUUUCUUGCUGGAGGGAAAGCCGUUGCAAGGCUCGUCGGAAAUCCCUUGCUUCACGCAGCCAAAGUACACGACGGAAAGAAACAGAGAGAGAAAGAGAGACACAACGAGAGAGAGAGGGAGAGAGCCGUUUAUCCGCCUCAGCUUCCCUCCUUUUCUGAAUUCCUUUAUUCGAAUUCUGCAGAAUCUCUAGUCGAUCUUGCUGCUGAUUGCCUCCAGUUUGGCGAUUUCCUUGGGUUUAUUUUCUGUGCCUCCGAUCGCGAUUUUUUUUCUUAUUCGAUUCUGACUUUGGUUUUCUGCAGUUCGUCUUCGUCGUUCGUUGGUUAUUGUUUACAUGAAGUUUCGUCUGAUUCUUGUUUGUUGAGGGGGAUAUGUUGGCUUACGGAAUUCGGUUGUUGAUUGGUGCGACUUGGAUUCGUAUUGGUUCUCUGACGGCUAUUAUUCUUUCGUUUAUUUGCUCUCUUCGACGAGGUUUUCUUGCUGUUUGAGUCAUUAGCUUCCGCGGAUUUUUGUUGGCUAAUCUUUUCGCGCUGAAAUUGGUUUCCUUUUUUGUUUCUUCACGAGUAUGCUAUUUAAUGCGGACUAGAUUGUUUCCUUGUGAAAUGCUCAUGGUCAACUAACCAAUGGUUUUUUUUUUUAUUACUAUUAUUAGAAUCUAGUUUUCAUUUUUGUCUGUGUGGAUAUGGAACCAGCUCCAUGCAGAUAAUACAUCCCAUGAUCACGAAGUCCUGAUAUGUUAAGGCGUUGGAUAUUCUUAUAUACUAAUUUUUACAACGAGAGCUUGAGAAUAAUCACAAAAAGACUUUAGCGACUGGUAGGAUGCCGCAUACGUUGUUUUGUUUUGUUUUUCUUCUGGCGUUCUUCUGUUGUUGAAAACAUUUCCUGGUCCAGCGUUUCGCAUGCUUUGCUUGGUAGUUGUCCUCUCUGCCGUUAUGUCCAGGGGUUCUUUCAUGUAUUUUAUUGUUAUUUACAAAUUUUUUUCUAUCUAAUUUCUUGAUUCGAUUUAAUUAUUUGGAUGCUACUUUCUAGCAGUGUUUCCGGAAUUAGAUCAUAUCUACUGAACCAUAUCCACCCCUUAAUGAUAUAAUACUGCCAACUCAGCCUAAAAAUUUUACGUUUUUUUCCAUUUUCUAAAUCAGUUUAAAAUAUUUAAUAUUUUUUUUUUAAAUGAAGAACUUAAGGAACUACAAAAGCCGUUUGUGGUCAGGGACGAAAACUUGACCUCUUAAACUAAAAUUUUGAACAAAAUAUAAGCAUCCUAAUACGUCCUUCAAGUAACUUCAUUCGUCAGCUGACUCAGCUCUCCAACUUUCCAUCCGUUACCACUGUUGAAUAAUGAAUACUGAAUUUAGAGUGUGAAGACAAUAUGUUCCAUGCCUUCUGCAUUCAACGUCUACAUCCAUUUCGAUGUAAUGGAACUGUGUUGUUCCGCUCCAGCACGGAACAAUGAGUCAAAAUAGUUUAAACUUUAGAGGACUAUGAUUCUGGUUAUCUGCUUUGAAACUUCCUUAUAGGCUCUUAAAUGGUACCAAAGGCGAUCCUGUGUCAUUUUCGCAGAAAACAAAUAAGAUGUCCUGGUGAAAAUUUCAACUUUUAUGACUCUUUGCUCAUUCAUUCAGUAAUAUGCUACAUAUUUUUGGUGUUUUCAUUCCCAUGCAAGUCCGAUACUCUGUCAAAAGUAACCAAAGAAAAAAGCACAUAUUGGAGGUACAUUUGUCCUUCUAGGCAGGAAUUGAUUUUAUAUAGUUGGGUUUUCAUGUUGCUAGUUGCAUCAGACGUUUGGUAGUUUAUGUUGGAAUAAAUCUGCCAAUAUUAUUGCUCUCUUAUGUUCUGUCACUUUGUGUAGAUUGUAUGUGAAAUUAUAACAAUGAGAUUAUCUUAACAUUGUAUCCUGUCAAUGGCAUCUGAAGAUCUUGCAUCUUUUAUUAUGGUACAAGUUGUCAAAAAAUUGCAAGUUGAGCACAGGCCAGUCAAAACCCUAGAAAGCCUAGCUGGACUAGUUAGUUUGGUUCAGUCCAAGUUGGCACGCGGACACACCCAGACACACACACACUGAAAUACAUGUGGAAGUAUAUAAGUGUGAGAUUAGUUGGCUGGCCAAUGGCUAAGCGGACUAGUUGAUUUUUUGGCCCAACUAAUUGCUGGUUUAACAAUAGGUCGGUUGACAACAGGCUCAACCAACUAGUUGGGCUUAGUCGGCGGGCUAGUCAUAAUUUUGACCACAAAAAGUUUAUGGUGCUGCUGCUACCAUUAAGAAAAUUAGACCUACUAUUUGCAAUUUAUGAUGAUUAAUCAUUGGUGAGCCCCUCUCACCUUUUUUGUGAACCUCUUCUAGCUAUCGGUUCAAUCCAAAUGGCUUCUUGAGAGAUGUCACUCCUUUAGUUCUUGUAUGCCUCAAUAUAGUACAACAAUGUGCUAUCAGAAUUUUCUUAUUUUAACAAACAAAUUAGCCGUGCAUCCUGAGAGUGAAACUUCCAAUUCCAGUGAGGACUAGUUCCUUUUAUGGCUUUGUGAACCUUUUCUUUACCAGCUUUUUAUCUUGCAUGCAUGGUGGUCAUUCUUUAUCGUCUCACAAUUUUGGUUACUUUUUAGCCAUAAUUAUGUGUUCAUAACUUCAUAUGAGAUUCCAACAAUGUAGUAGACAUUAAUGUUUGUCAUAUUGGAUCUGCUAGAUACAAUUUGUUAUUUCUAUUUGGUAGAUAACAUGUUUUGUUAUUAAACCUUGCAGAACCAGGACAUUGUCCCUUAUUUUCCUCUUUUCCGUUCUUGGCAUGUCAAGUGUGCUUGGGACUGAUAGGUUAUGCAUAUGAUGGAAUAUCUAAGUUCUGAAUUUUCAUCUAGCAUGCAGCUAUGUCAUGCUACUGCUGUCACUGGUGGUGAUUCUAGCCAAGACUGCAGGUACAGCUAUGGAUAUGCAAGUUCACGUGGAAAACGUUCAUCAAUGGAAGACUUCUGCGAAAACCAAAUCUCUAAUCUUAAUGGACAAAUAGUUGGUCUUUUUGGGGUAUUCGACGGUAUGCAUGUGUGGGGCCAUGGUGGUGUACGAGCUGCAGAGUAUGUGAAACAAAACCUUUUUAACAACUUGGUUAGGCAUCCUAACUUUUUCAGUGACACCAAGUCAGCCAUAGCUGAUGCAUAUGCUCAUACUGAUGAAGAGUUCCUAAAAUCAGAACACAAUCAGCAUCGAGAUGCAGGGUCAACUGCUUCUACUGCUGUUAUUGUUGGCAACCGUCUACUUGUUGCAAAUGUUGGAGAUUCACGUGCUGUUAUUUGCAGAAAUGGGAAGGCUAUCGCUGUUUCGCGUGAUCAUAAGCCAGACCAAAGUGAUGAGCGUCAGCGGAUAGAGGAUGCUGGAGGAUUUGUGAUGUGGGCUGGGACAUGGCGAGUUGGUGGAAUUUUAGCAGUUUCACGUGCUUUUGGUGAUAGAUUAUUGAAGCAGUAUGUGGUCGCCGAUCCAGAAAUAAAGGAAGAAGUAAUCGAUGGCUCUCUGCAAUUCCUAAUCCUGGCAAGUGACGGCCUGUGGGACGUUGUCACCAACGAGGUUUUCAACAUCUGCAUUUCUCAGCAUCUCUUUUCACCUGAUACCAGGGGUGGAGCCAGGACCUUGAAAUUCAGAAUAUUCAUCCUACAUAUUUUUCUGAGAUAACCUUUUGGCUCUUCUUAGAAUGACAACUAAUAGAGGCUGUUUCGAUGGUACAACCGAUUGAAGAUGCAGAAGUUGCUGCUAACAGGCUCACUGAAGAAGCGAUUCGGCGAGGGAGUGCUGAUAAUGUUACGUGCAUUGUUGUUCGGUUCCACCAUAGUGGCAGGGCAGAGGCUUCUCCGUGAUGCUUUUGUAAUAUGUACGAUAUAUUUUGCUUGCUCGAUGUUUGCUAAAACAUGGAUUCUUUUUUCCUUUC
This is a messenger RNA of Nymphaea colorata (pocket water lily), 3920 nucleotides long. Its product is annotated as probable protein phosphatase 2C 59. Gene Ontology annotation, cellular component: nucleus; cytosol. Lineage: Eukaryota; Viridiplantae; Streptophyta; Magnoliopsida; Nymphaeales; Nymphaeaceae. The record is from RefSeq and is a predicted model, not a curated record. Gene Ontology annotation, molecular function: protein serine/threonine phosphatase activity; cation binding. The coding region runs from base 2822 to 3667 and encodes 281 amino acids. Gene Ontology annotation, biological process: protein dephosphorylation. The transcript is spliced from 8 exons.